AUGUUGCCAAAGAAGCUAGCGGUGAUCAUUUUUACUUUUUCGUUGCUCUAUAAAGGUACGAAAUUUGAUAACUUUUGCAACGAGAAAUUACACCAAUCAUAGAGUAUGUUUUAGAUGUAAUAUACUUUACACGAGUCCAACAGAAUGUUCUACAGACAUCGUUUAACAGGCACUAGGUUCGUUCGAGUUUAACGGAGUCUCUCUUAUCUAGGUAGCACCAAGAGUGAUGAAAUUAACAACGACUAUCUAAGUCCUGAGACGAUCCUUCUUAACGAUGAGAAUGAAAACGAGGAUGUACUAAACGACCCUGUUGAUACAGUGUUACGCCUCACAGGCGAAGAAAAAUCUCCGAUUGACCCAGACUACGUUAAAGAAUAUCAGAUGGGGAACGACCCACAUGUGCGCUCCUGGAAUGGUAACAGUUGGAGCAGUUCGAGCAAAUGGGGUGGGAACUCUGCUGGCAACAACUUGGGUGGGAACAUGGGUGGCAGUCGGGGUGGUAAUUCCGGAGGCCAGUGGGGUGGCGGUGGGCAUACCUCUACUGGAAGUUAUGGAGGUGCGGGAAAUUGGAAAAUGAAGGGGUCUGGUGGGGCCUCAGGAGGAAGAGCUGGGGGUAAUAGUGGUGGGUCAAAUGGCAGCUUUGGAAUGAAAUAUGGCAUGGGUGGUAGUAAAAGUGGCAACUCUGGAAUGAAAUAUGGCAUGGGUGGUGGGUCAAGUGGCAACUCUGGAAUGAAAUAUGGCAUGGGUGGUGGUAAAAGUAGCAACUCUGGAAUGAAAUAUGGCAUGGGUGGUGGGUCAAGUGGCAACUCUGGAAUGAAAUAUGGCAUGGGUGGUGGUAAAAGUGGCAACUCUGGAAUGAAGUAUGGCAUGGGUGGUGGGUCAAGUGGCAGCUUUGGAAUGAAAUAUGGCAUGGGUGGUGGUAAAAGUGGCAGAUUUGGAAUGAAAUAUGGCAUGGGUGGUGGUAAAAGUGGCAACUCUAGAAUGAAAUAUGGCAUGGGUGGUGGUAAAAGUGGCAACUUUGGAAUGAAAUAUGGCAUGGGUGGUGGUAAAAGUGGCAACUCUAGAAUGAAAUAUGGCAUGGGUGGUGGUAAAAGUGGCAACUCUGGAAUGAAAUAUGGCAUGGGUGGUGGGUCAAGUGGCAGCUUUGGAAUGAAAUAUGGCAUGGGUGGUGGUAAAAGUGGCAACUUUGGCGGAAUGAAUGUUGGAUUGAGUGGAGGUAAAGGACAAGGGUUUGGUGGGGGGUUGGGGAGUAGUAGCGGUGGUCACAGUGGUGGUAUUAGUGUUGGGUUUGGUGGGGGUAAUGCAAUGGGAUCGCAAUUGGGAGGUGGACAAGGAAGCGGAAGUGGAAAAAGUGGAUGCAUCGCAGAAGAUGGUAAGUCAGUAGUCACUAAGUGGAAGACUAUUACUUAAAUUAUAACCAAAAUUUCGUUUUACAAUACGACAGGACAAACUAUCAUUUUGAACAUAGAAACUCGAACACUAAGUAAUUGGUAAGAUUUGAAACCACUCGUACUCGAAAAUAAGAUCCUGAACAGAUCCGAGCUACCUGACUAGCAUUGACUAAAUGUGUGCAUCUUUUGAUUCGACCAAACACGGCAGAUUUUCUCUGCCAAUAAUUUAAGAUGGCCCUAACUUAGGCUACGUUUACAUUAUACCGGAUAGCUUUCUGUAGCGGCGCGAAAAAACACUUAUCCCAUACGGAAUGUACAACUUUCAUAAGCUGAGGGAAACAACAUCUCUAGGCAAAACAGUCAAGACAGAACUGAUAGUAUAAAUAAAGUUAGCUUCGAUACGAUUUGCGCUUGGGUCAGUAAAGGGUCUAACCGCGGACCUCCAGAAAGAGUAGUUUACAAAGAACCGAUAGAGCUAUUCAGUAGAAAUCAGUUCAUCAUUCUUAUUCAAAAAUACUUCGCCAUUUAAGGUGGAUGGUUUGUGAUCCGUCACUCGUCAGGCAAAUGUGUGUUACCCAACGAUGGGUCGACGAAAGCUGGCACGAAAAUUGUUCUUGGUACGAGUGACUGCAAAAAUCAGAUCUAUGUAUUCGUCUGGACUGCCAAACAGUCGAUAAAACACGUUAUCAGUGGAAUGUGUGUAAGUUUGGAAGGUGAAAACCUUGUACUGAAAAAAGGCUGUGAUGGGGGUCCCAACACACAGUUUCAGUACAUAGCAGCAAAAAAGCGGUUGAUGUCCUCAGGAAAAACUGUGCAAGCUACUCAAGAUGGGGACAACAUAGCAGGGAUGAUGUUAGCAGCGACAGAAAGUGCCUCCAGCGGUGCUGAGACAAUGUUUACCUUUGAAAGUAAGUAGCUGAAGGUUAACAAUUAGCAAGUUAGGAUAAAACGAGUCUGAGGUCCUGAAUUAAGUGACUGUAAGUCGUAUCAGUCUUGCAAAACGACAAGGAAGUAGAGCGGACACUUGCAAGUAAGAGGCUUCUUAAUUGCUUUUCAUUUCUGACAUCGUGGAUUCCAUUCUCGCUCUAGAAAAGAGUCAGUUAACUUUCUGUCGAAACAUGUAGUCCAGUUUCCUACAACAAAGAAUGUUGACCGUGUAGGUUUGGAUACAUGGAAGUGGUUCAAAUAUAAUUUCGUCAUAACAUUGUAUUCAUUUCUUUUCUACAGGCGCCAUGAAGAUGAACAUUAAAUUUUCUUUCACUUUCGGAAUGUCAGGUAAGAUUGAACAUAUUGUUCAAAACUUAAUUAUUAUGUUUUGUUGUUUUCAUCUUACUGAGACGGUUUGUCUUUUCUCUUUUAGGAGGAGGCGGGCUUGGUGGUGGAGGUGGACUUGGUGGUGGUGGUGGUGGAGGUGGGCUUAGUGGUGGUGGUGGACUUGGAGCUGGAGGUAUGAAUGGAGGAUUUUCUGGGAGUGUGAGUGGAGGGGGUCCAAUUGAGGGAGGGGCAGGUGGUCGAAUGAGUGGUGCAGGUGGAACAGGUAUGUUUGUAAUCCGGCAUCAAGCAUCUGGAAUGUGUCUUUACCCAAAAGGAGGCAAAAAACGCAAAAAACGCAACGUAGCGCUGGUACUAGACGAGAAAUGCAACGAUCCUAAAGCAGUAUUUCAGUUCAGCAGCAAGAUGUCGAUAGAAUCUGUGGCUUUAUCGGGAUAUUACCUUUUUGUGAGGAGAGGUACUUUGAAAUUGCACAAAUCUAGCUUGAAGAAGAGCAAGUUGUUUAGCUUGAACGCAGUAACAAUGGCAUUUACAUAUAACGGGAAGUAUGUACAACCGAAACAAACGGAGGUUGCAGCUGGGACGAUGCUUGCUGUAAGAAAAGGAACAUUUCAAUCUUGGAUGGCUUUCCAAAUGUUAGGUAAGGAAUAUAAUUAAUUAUACGUACGCCGUUGCUAAUUAAUAAAAAUAUUACGGUGCCUGCUUCCCGAAGAGAACUUUAGACACUUUAAGAAUUCCUUCCUUGCAUGCAUACGAUCCACUGUAUUUGAUGGAUUUGACUAAGUGGAACAGUGCAGAUCAACUCCAAAGUUGGCUAGUUUACACUAUCAAAGUUUCUAUCACAGUAGGAAUUUUUCAUAGGUAAAUUUUCGAAGAUAUCUUGGAGGGAACUGACUCACUGUUUAACACUGAGUGAGUUCCCUCAAACAUUUCUUACAAAUCCUUCAAAACUUAGAAUUUACCAAAAAUUCCUACUAUGAUCACAGAAACUUUGACCGUGUAAACCAGGCUUUACUGGAGUGACCAUACCGUGCAAAACACUACAUGCAAGUGAAAUCCAUCUAUCAUGGGCACUUCUGUGUUUUUAGUGGCUACUGCCUCAGGUGGUAUGAAUGGUAACGGAUUCGACUUCUUCGGUACAACGUCAGCCGGAACUUCGGGAGAAAUGUCAGGUGGAAUGUCAGGCGGAAUGUCAGGCGGAAUGUCAGGCGGAAUGUCGGGCGGAAUGUCGGGAGGAAUGUCGGGUGGAACGUAUGGCGCGGGUAAGUUAUUUCUAUUGCCUUUUUAUGAUAGGCACAUUUUUUCCGACUAAGACAAUACAACGGAACACUUCCUAUUGUUCGACUUUCAAUGAUAAAUAUUAUAAAGAAAACUUCAUUUUAAACGUGGUGUCAGUGCCAGAGUGGUUAGUGCAUGUUCUUUUCACCGUUACCGAUUCCAGCAAUAUGUUCAAUAUUAAUUUCACCUCACUCGAAUGUGAGAAGAGUACUUCCAGUUUGACUCAACCACACACCAAAAGUUUUCUCCGAUUUCCUCCCCCUGCUAGACAAAUGAGGGAUAGCUAUUACUGAACCUCUAUGAAGAACAGUUUAGAACUGAUAGAGCUAUCCAGUACAAGUAAAGGUAAUAUAUUUUAAAAUCAUUAAUUCAUUAGUCACAUCAUCAAUUCUUUGCGUCUUAAUUUCUACAGGGGUACCCUUUGUGAUAAAACACUCUCAAACAGGAUUAUGUUUCUAUCCAAAAGGCGGCAAAAGAGCAGCCGAUGUCCAAAUAGUGUUAGCAAGGAAAUGCGACGACCGUAAAGCAAUGUUCGCGUGGACUAAACGGCAGACAUUGAAAUCAGUAGCUUUUAAAGGGUUCUGCCUUCAUCCCAAGAAAGGCAGUUCGAACCCAGACGAUGGCACGGAAUUGGUCAUAUUUAAGGAGUGUAGGGGCAAGCGGCUUAAGUUUACUUAUGACGCGAACACCAUGAGCUUAAAACAAAAGAUGUCUGGGAAAUACAUCAAGCCAGAAACUCAAGAUGUGGCGGAAGGAACUGGUCUUGUCGUAGGUAGUGAGGCAAGUGUUGGCGCUUGGAUGCAGUUUAAAUUCAUUGGUAGGUAAUUAUGCUAAUUUUACACUAACUUUAUACUGGAUAGCUCUAUUAGUCCAAAACAGUUCCUCCUAGAGGUCCAGCAAGCCACAUUAAUCCAGUAUUACUACAGGAGGGGGAAUUAACUUGCGGUAUUUGGUUAAAAACUGGAAAAACUCCUCUGAACUGCAUCUGAGAUUAAACUACAACAAAGAUCUGCACACCGCAGAACCCCGUGCAUUCACACUAUUCCACCAACACACCUGGCAAUUAUUACAAUUAUUUAUCCUAUGGUUUUAUCUGUUUUAGCUGUUUCUGGUGCACAGUUUGGUGGAAAGGCUAAUGGUGAAAUGUCGGGAAGCAAUCACAAAGGCCAGAAGGGUGGAAGGUUUGGGAUGAAUAUUGGUGGAAUGAAUAUCGGGGGACAGAUGAGUGGAGGUUCUAGCGGUGGGAAUGAGGGAAACUUCAACAUGCAGUUUGGAAAAGGAAAUGGUGGAAAAGGAAAUGGUGGAAAAGGGGGUGGGGGUUCUUCCUCAUGGGGAAGUAGUUGGAAAUCAGGUGGUAAUGGUGGUAACACGGGUCAGUUUGGAGGGAAAGGAGGUGGGGGCUUAUCCAGUUCUUCCUCAUGGGGAAAUAGUUGGAAAUCAGGUGGUCAGGGUGGUAACACGGGUCAGUUUGGAGGGAAAGGAGGUGGGGGCUUAUCCAGUUCUUCUUCAUGGGGAAGUAGUUGGAAAUCAGGUGGUCAUGGUGUUAAAGUUGAUGAUGGUAUUUCACAGAUUAAUGGUAAUGGAGGUGGUGUUAUAACGGAUGUUGAUCACACCACCAGUGGCACAAGUUCCAAGGUGAAUGAUGGUGGGGGCAAAACGAAUGGUAAUUAUGAUGGUGGUGUUGUUAACGAACACGGUGGUGGCGAUAGCCAGAAUGUGGUAGGCAACAAGGGUGUUGGUUAUGGUCGAUACAGUAGUGCUGGUGAUGCUAAUGGUUUAGGCCCAAAUCAUAGCGAUGGUACCACAGGUAGCGAGGAUGGUAAUGGUGAUGCUAGUCUACAUGGUGGAAAUGAGGGUGGUGCUGGUACAAGUCUAGAUGAAAAUGUAUUUCAUCAAACUGGUGAUGGUAAUGGUGAAAGGAAUGAUGGUAGCCAGAAUGUGGGUAUGAAUAGUGAGAAUAGUGACAGAACAGAUAGCAAGACAGAUACAGAGAAUGGUGAGGUUAUCAAUAAUGGUCAUCAAAGUGCAGGUAAUACAGGAACUUCUAUCCCUAACGUUGGUGCCAGUGUAGGUGGUGACAUUGAUGGUGGUAGCAGGUAUGGUAAAAGACCUAGUACUCUGGGAGUAAACAGCAUGGUUAGUAGUUCUGAAAAGGGUAUAAAUGAUGAAACUAGUACCAGCAAUGGUAAUGGGAUUAAUGAUGGUGGUUUUCAAAAAGGAAGUAAGAGUGGGGAGCUUACUGGUCACAAUGGUGGUGAAAACAUGGUAGGCAAUUCUCAGAAAGGUAGUAGUAACGAAGUUAGGUUAAGUGAUGGUAAUAAGAUGGAUAAGAGCGGUAGUAACGAUGAUGGAAUGGUCAGCAAAGGCACCAGUAGUACUAGUUUAAACAAUGGUGGUGGUGAAAUGACAAGUAAAGCCGGUAGUGGUAAACCACUGAGUCACACAGUUGAAAGUGAAGCAGGUCUUACCAGUACAGAUGGUGUUAAUUUGGAUGAUGUUGGUGGAAUAAAUUAUGAUGAUGCAGGGUCUAGGCUGGGUGCUGGUGGGAAUAUGGCGAGAAAUUCAAAUGAUGGUAAUGUACAAGAUGUUGCGCCCUUUGACCACCCAAGAGGUAUGAUGAAUGUGGAUGACAGUGGUAAUCCUGAUAGAAUAAGACCAGAUGGUGAAACUGUUGGUCGCAGCAGCAACAGUUAUCCAGGGCCUCCUGGUACUUGGCUGUUGGGUAAGAAAAAUAAUAUCUCGAGACAUGAUGAUAGUAAUAAUGGAUCAAUGGGGAUAAGACAUGGGAACAGUAGUGGUACUCGUGGUCACAAAGAGUUAUGGAAAUGGAGUCAAAAAGACAAUAUCACCAGACACCAUGGGAUAGUUAAUGAUAGCGAUGUUGGAGACAGCGAGGGUACCAGUGAUCAACACGGAAUUAUGAACGGGCAGAAAAAAGAUAUUACAGUACAUCAUGGGAUAGAAGGUGAUAGACGUAGUAAAACAUACCACGAACGAGGGAAGAAAGGUGGUAGCGGAGGUCACCAUGAGAAAACUACGUGGGAUACAAAGAACAUGACAGUACAUCAAACUAAACAUUCUCACUUCAAGAAGAAUGUUACACCUAAGGAAAUUUCUGGAUCAAAGGAGUCGCUUGGAAAGCCGAAAAAAUCGAAUAAACCCAAGAAAAUAGUAAAGCAGCAUUAA
Molecule: messenger RNA, 7127 nt
Organism: Paramuricea clavata
Lineage: Eukaryota; Metazoa; Cnidaria; Anthozoa; Malacalcyonacea; Plexauridae
Source: the annotation of a GenBank genome assembly